GUUCUUCUUCUACUUAAUACACUGCUUGGGGCCGGGAUAGUAACCAACCUGCCAUGGGCCAAUGGAGGAGGAGUAUGGCUGGAUUUGCAAAGCAGUGGUGCUCAUUAGAUCCAAAGAUGGUGGGCAGCACGAUGUUGACGGUGUACUUGGGAGCCGUCAACGGACUCUUGUACGUUGCCACCGACCAGUAUAUUCCAAGCUUGCCCCGCAUGGAAGUGGAAUUGUCCGGAUCUGAGACAAUUCUUUCUGGUUCGGUGCAGUUGAAUCUCCUUUCCAAGGCUUUUGUAAGCCUUCUUGUGGCGCCCUUGUCCGAUCAGAUUGGAAGGAAACCCAUCCUAUUGACAUGUGCAAUACUGAUGAUCUUGGGGUCGUUUGGCUGUGCCCUGGCUCCGAAUGUCUACUGGUUCAUUUCUGCCAGAAUCAUUCAAUCACUGGGCGAAUCUCUUGAGCCUUUGACCUCUGCGAUUGUUCGCGACUGCUACCCAGAUCCGGGUGAAAGGCUGGCAGCCUUGUCAGUGGUUGGAGGAAUGCUUAUGCUUGGGACUGCUGUAGGGCCAGUUCUAGGAGGACUUGUUGCCUCUUUUUGUCAUUGGAGAGUGCCCUUCUUUGUUUUGUCUCUGGCUUGGGCAGGAUUGGCACACUAUGCUGCCGUUUACAUUCAGGAAACCGGCAUUGAUGUCAAAUCUCCACCGAGCUACUGGUAUAGUCUCAAGCGCGUGUUUUGCAAUCAACAACUUUUGAUGUUGCUCCUCGCUGAGUCUUGUAUCCAGUGCGGGUAUUUUACAUUCAAUGCCAACGCCAGCUAUCUCACAGAAGCCGUUUACGGUAAGAGUACUGCAGCAACAUCUGUUCUGAUGGGGAUGAUGACCUUGUGCAGUGGCAUAGGGCUGAUGAUUAUUACGAGAUCGACCAGGCCUGUGUUGUCAACUGCAAAGACAUGGAUGACAGCCUACAGUCUGGGAGCUGGCUUGUUGCUUGCGAUUGCUGCUGUCUUUUGCCCUGACCACUUGUGGGCCUUCCUAGGCAGCUCCUUUUUGAUGGGGCACCUCCUGCGGAAGGAGACACCUGGUGUCUCAGCUGCGCUGGCUGGGAAGCUCUCGGAAGGGAGCUGUGCAGUCAGGGGACUGCGCAACUACGCCCAGGCCGUGCGCAGCAAUCAGCAGGCUGCCUCCCGCCGACGAGAAGCGGAAGAGCCUCCUCGCGAGAACGAACGGCCAAGCCUGAAAAGGCGCAAGCCUGAGCAGGUGGACAACGAGCUGGGAGCUGCAGCGAAGCGUCUUCCGGACGCAGCCAAGAAGGAGUUCUCCAGUUCGGGAGAAUUUGAGGAGGAGUCUGAGGAGGAGGCCCCAGACAAUACACUUGCCCCCCUGGCUGGCCGUGACGCCCGUCGACCGCCUGAGCCGGACGGGCCCCCGCCUUCGCACCGGAAGGAGGGCGACAAUCGACGCGAUCGACAUCGAGGUCACCAAGGACACAAGGCACAUCGAGGAGGUCAGCAGUUGGCGAACAAGGGAUCAAAGCCGCGACACCGAGCCGGGCGAAAGCACCAACGGCUGGGUAGGCUAGAGUUCGAUCCCACCGCAAAGGUACACAGAAAGCUUUCGAACCACUUCCUGGACACGCUCUCCACCGACGCAGGUGGAAGCCGAAACCUGGGCUCCAUUCUUGGUGUUGGAGGUUGCACUCCAACAUUGUCCAUGGAGGUGAAGUUCCUUGGAGGCUGUUCAUCCGAGAUCAACAAGGAGAUGUCGGCUCGGUUCAACAGGAGGACAGGCCGUAUUCACCUGUGCGGGACAACUCCGUGCCUAGAGGAAGAGGCUGGAAGUCUCCAUGUCACAAGGUUUGUUUGGCAUUCGCUCCAUGGGGCAGAAGGCUGGCUGACAACAAGAGCCGUGCGCACUGCCACCAACUGGCUACAAGGAGCAAACGACACAGACGAGGGUGCAGGCCUGGAAGAACCAGGCCAUUUGGUCGAGAAUUUGGACGAGGAAGGUCGCAAGGAGUCGGGGAAGGAGCGCGCCGGUGUUCGCCGAAGCGCACUUCGACAGCCCCGAAAGGCUCACAAGAGCACAACGGAGGAGGCAGAUGCCGCGUCCAAGGAGGUCAAGGAGGUCGAGAACACCCUGCAGCCUUUCAAGAAGAGCGCCGCUCGCCCUGCAGCCCCCAAGCCAGGUUCUGUCCCUGCAGCUUCCAAACCCACCGGCAAUGGCGUUGGAAGUGGGCCUGGGUCCAAGGCGGCAUUAGAUCCAGCAAAGGUACAGAGGAGGGAGCUCUUCAAGACCCAAGAGGAGAUCGAGGAGUUCUUCGAAGCGCAAGGAGCAGAGUUGGAAGCACCUUUGAGGAAGAGGUCACAGAAACACCCGGGCUCGGUCCUGAACUUGUUGCUGGAGCAUAUUGCAGAUCAACUUCAACAGUCCGCGGAGGUGGACACUCCAGCAGCUUUGAAGGGGGACUUGACCUCGGGAGUGAAGGUAGUGUCAUACUUGGCCCUGACCAUUCGCCCGCAGUUUGGACAUCGACCCAAAGAACUACGGGAGAUGCACAACCUCGCCACGAGCAUCGACUUGUUGAGGCAGGGCCAGCUGGCCCGGCUCGGGGACGUGCUGGCCGGAAGGCUCAUCGCCAUACACCAGUGGCUUUUAGACGCUUCUUGGUCAUCGGCAAGGCAUCUCGAAGUCAUGCCCAUGCCCGAGGGCACCGCUCUAAGCGAUGGAGUACUUUUGGCGGCCAGGAAGCACGGACGACAAGUCAGCCGAGCUCAGGAUCCGACCCUGGGCUGGCCACCGGUCGCUUCGAUUGGCGGGGCGAUCUUCCCUUUGCCCCUUGGGGCUCUUGAUGCUUGUGAGGGCGCCUUGCGUGCCGCCUCACUGGAACAUGUUGUGACGCCCGGUUUCGUGGAGCGCUGGCAGAACGACGCCUGGCGCCUAUGCGCAACUGUGGGACUCAACUCCAUGCGAGGACGGCUCCAGCCGCUGGCGAUGAGCGCGUCGAACAAGAUGCAAACUCGCGCCGCGGCCGCCACCCUAGCGUCAGUGCAGCGCUUUCUCCGUUUAGGAGUGAGCUAA
Molecule: messenger RNA, 3065 nt
Organism: Durusdinium trenchii
Lineage: Eukaryota; Dinophyceae; Suessiales; Symbiodiniaceae
Source: the annotation of a GenBank genome assembly